AUGACUCAUCCACGUCAACCCAGUACCUUUCAUCACGAAUCAUGGUCUACACCAUGGCGGUCGUCGUCAUCCGAAUUUCUGCCCGAAGAAACCCUCAGCCAGCGAACAGCCCGACAAGAAGCAAAGCCAGAGUGGAAGUCCGCCCCGGAAUUUCUCAAGUGUCAAUGCCUUCGUGAGUUUCAUGGCUGGCCAUGGGGCUGGACCAUCUAUCGCACUGCUUAUGCUACCAUAUCUGAGGAGGACUGGGCACGAGCCAUUGAAACGCUCGACCAGGCCUGUCUGGCUGGUCUGGCAGAUAAAGAGGGGGAAUGGACCUGGCUAGGGUGUACGCUUAUUGAACUUGUCCGAGAAGGCUAUCGAAAUGUGAUCUUUGAAGAUCCCGCCUUAGAAGGGGCGUCAGAAGCCGUGGUUCGAAGUCGGCAUCGAGCGUGGCUUGAAACCCGAGGUCUCUAUGCUAGUGGUGCCUGUCCUCGAUUUCAUUACCCUCUAGUGUUGGAUGAUCGCUGUGUGAGGUCGAUCCUGGCUAGCGCGGAGCCUCGAGUCCCAGACAUUGCUCAAUGGGAGCUAGGGUCGCCGUUCGUUAUAUAUGAGCCCGGCGCAAUGGUCGGCUAUGUCAAUGUCGUGGACGCUACUUUUAUCUACUCAGAUUCUAAAGAUGAAGCAGAAUCUGAUAAUGAAAAUUACUACCGUGGCAUGGUCCGUGUUCAUCUAGAUUGUCUGUUCAAAUUCGCGGAUAGUUGCCAAUAUAUUGAGGACAGAGAUGUGGUUUGGGAUGAUUGGGGCAUGGAAUCACCUUUGGAUAUCAUUUUUACAGACGGCCCGUCAGCGAGAAGUCAACCCAAGGAUAUGUUUCUGUUUUCUCCGGAUCAGGAAGUGGAAAGAACAACAAGUAUCACUGAGCGUGAAUACAUUGAACGCCAGUGA
This is a messenger RNA of Penicillium antarcticum, 924 nucleotides long. RefSeq lists its product as uncharacterized. The transcript has a single exon. NCBI's taxonomy places the organism in Eukaryota, Fungi, Ascomycota, Eurotiomycetes, Eurotiales, Aspergillaceae. Bases 1 to 924 code for a protein of 307 amino acids. The record is from RefSeq and is a predicted model, not a curated record.